Messenger RNA from Nymphaea colorata (pocket water lily), 1532 nucleotides. RefSeq names its product transcription factor MYB23-like. The coding region runs from base 226 to 1050 and encodes 274 amino acids. The transcript has 3 exons. Lineage: Eukaryota; Viridiplantae; Streptophyta; Magnoliopsida; Nymphaeales; Nymphaeaceae. The record is from RefSeq and is a predicted model, not a curated record.
UCUCUCUCUCUCACACACACACACACACACACACGAAAACAUGUCAGGCCCUUAUCAUUCUGUCUAGAAAACCCUCCAUAGUCCUAUUUAUUUCUCCCUUCCGUUGCAUUCGUUAGAUUUUUUGGACAAAUUGGCUUUCCCUACUUACAAGCGCAUUUUUGUUCACAGGAGUGACUCUCUCUCUCUCUCUCUCUCUCUGCCAAGUGCCAAAACUUGAUUUUGGAAAUGGUGGCAGAAAAUCAGCCUGGUGAUCUAAAGAACGUAAACAAAGGAGCUUGGACUGCUGAAGAAGAUGAGAAGUUGUCUCUGUAUAUUAAAACUCAUGGACAGACGAGAUGGAGAUUGGUCCCUUCCAAAGCAGGGCUUAACCGAUGCGGGAGGAGCUGUAGACUGAGAUGGCUGAAUUAUUUGAGACCCAACAUCAAAAGAGGGAACAUCUCGGCUCAAGAAGAGGAUCUUAUAGUCAGACUUCAUAAACUUCUGGGUAACAGGUGGUCUCUAAUUGCAGGAAGGCUCCCCGGCCGCACCGACAACGAAAUAAAGAACUACUGGAAUACUCAUUUGUGCAAGAAACUAAAAUUACAGCAACAUCGACCGGCGGGAACGCUCAUUACUACCAGGGAUUCAAGUGCCGAGCCUGAAAAGGCGACUGCCUCGGGAAAGAAGCACACCACUACUGCCGCAACUGAAACGCCUUACGUACCAUCUGACAAUAUGACUGCUGCCGGUGAUCAGGAGUUCAACGUGGACCAGCCUUUCAAUUGCUCUUGUGUUUUAAGCACUGGCAUAGGUAAGCCAGUGGAAGACGUGAAGAAAGAGAGGGAAAAAGAUUGUGAUGGUGGCAGCGACAAGAUCACAGAACUACAAGCGUAUGACGAGUUCGGGUUUUGCCUAUUUCAGGGUGCUGAUCAGAAUCCCUUCGGCUUCCAGUGGUUGACAGAGGACUUAGACUAUAACAAGUAUUGGGAGAUUCCGAUGGGUACUAAUUCCAGUAUUUGGCGAGAUGGCCAGGUGAAUCAUGAGCUCAACACCAAUCACCUUGAAAAAUAAUUGAGACUUCAUGUUUCGUUACUGCACAUGACCCGUGACUCUCCCUCAGUUUGAUCUUCUCCUCUUUUUUUCCUUUGUCGUUGCCCUCCUCAGUUUGAUCCUUUCCUCUUUGUUUUUUGUGGAUACCAGUAUCUCCUCCCUCUGUCUAUGUCUCUGUCUCUCUCUUUCUCUCUCUUUCUCUCUCACUCGGUAACGGCUCUGGAAACGAGACAAAUUGAAUCCUCGGGGCAGAAACGUCACUUCCAUUUGCGGUUAUGUUGGGGAUGCGUUUAGCUCAGAUAGAUAAAUUUAUGCAAUGAAGGCUGAUUUUUUUCUUUGUCGAGGAAAGGAGGGGAGGCAAUGUUGGGGUCAGACUAGUGGCGCAGCCGAGAUUUUUUGGCAAAAGGGCACUUGGGUCACCGGUCCAAGUUUGGUGUGUAAUUUUUGAAUUAUCAUGUUGUAAUCUUAAGUUUUUCAAUAAAAAAUUUAAUGAGUUGGUGCGA